CGGAAACAACAGGAUGUUCUUCUGAACCAGGAAAAGCUUGAAAACAACGCCAACCUUUGCCAACAACGUGUAUUUAUGAUUUUAUGGGCGUUGCAAAUAAUCAGCAAGAUGAUUUGGAGAGUGCAGUAGCUGUGUACAUUUCCCGUCUCCUCGUUCUUUGGUCACGCGUGUGUAUGUUGCACUAACUCACUGUAUUACCGAUUGGUAAAAUCCCUAUGGUGAAAAAUGAAUGGGAUGGAGGGAUGAAAGAAAUCGUGGUAACACCGAGAAAGCUGCCUUAGCAGCACUGCUAUCGCACAACUCUAGGGACAUAGACCUUCAAGAAAAUCACUGAGACAUCGUCAUCCCAAAUCUUGCUUGCUGCAUCGCCAUCGCUGCCUUGGUUGGUGACAGGAGGCUCUGGAGAAGGAGUGUCCAUCAAGCCCUAAAGGGCCAUAGCUUGGUCAUGAUGGACCACAGGAGAGCUCUAACCAUUUCACUGGCUGUUGACAAGGUGGAUAACGCUCAAAUGGGAAGUCCACUCAAAAUCCCUAAGACCCUCCUUUCUUCAGAGUUGGGAUGUGGGAAUGAAGAGGCACAGAUUCAUUGGUCCCAGAUUGCUGGAGACAGAAUCAAACUCCAAGAUUCCCGUCAGCAGAAUGGAUCCAUCUCUUUGGAUCAUGGCCAGGUGGCUUUAGCCCAAGCGGCAAUGGACAGGCAGGUCCAGUUGGUCCUCACGGACGUUUUAAAGACUGAACAGGGGCUGGCCUACCUGGACAAGAAAAGGCGUGGCCUGAUGACUGACAAUGGAGAGAGAAAGAGAGAGUCGUGGGUGGGGAGUGGGCAGAGGAGGGUGUCUCCGAGCAGCAGAGAGGGGGGGGAGGAUCGGAGAGAUGACCCCCAAUACAGAAAGAGACCCCAUGACCACGACACACCCACCUCGACCCGCAAGGAGACGAGGUCACACCAUAGAGGGGGGUCAGAGGAAGAAGAGGAGAUGAAAGAAGUCAUAAUAGGAGAGGAGAACGAGGGUAGUGUGUCAGGGAGGCGCAGGUCCGGGGUACCUAUGGAGGAGGUGACCUUUCCUGAGGGGGACAGGCACCAGAAAAAGCGUUACCCAGAAUCCACUAGGACCAGGAAGUUCAAUUCAGGUUCAAGUGAAUCCACACGCGCUGAGGGGGAGAGAUGUAGGAGGGAGUCUGGGCUCUACUGUAAUGGACAGGUGAAGGAUGGAUGGAUGAAGGAUGGCGCGGUGGAGAGCUUGACCACAGACACCUCCAGGCGCUCCAGGGGGAGCGUGCUGCGCCUGUCCGGGGAGUCCAGAGGCGUGGGAGGACUGCUCCCAAAACGGCUCUGUCUGGAGGGGACAGGGGGCAGAGACACCAAUGUAGCAUCCAUAGAGGUAGAGGUGGAUCCCUCCGACUUUGACGGGACCUUGAUGGUUGUCACUGUGGGGGAAGACGAGGAAGUUGUUAGCCCCUCUAACCCCAGCUGUGGAAAGGAGAGGAGAGGAACCCUGAGGCUGUGCCUGUCCUCCAGCCAGGAUAGGUCGCCCAAACCCAGCCCUGCUGAACCCAUUGUUCUCUCCAGUGAUGAGGAGGAGGUAGUCACCCCAUCCCGCAGUUCAGUCCUUUGGCCACAGACUGGCGCUAGUGAUUCUAAGCCCCAGAGAAAUCAUUCUCAGGAACAAAUGGGGGCAGAGAUGCACUCUCAGUUGGUGCCUGUGGUGGUGACCGGAUUUGGGGAGGCCCCCUUCCCCAGUACUGAGGACUCUGAGAAUAUGGGCCUGCCCUUCUCUUCCCUGCACUGUGGGGGGGUCCGUGGGGAGGCCAGCGGGAACCUCAGGAUCACAAACCAAAGAAUCAUCAUACCAAUUCAAGAGCCUUCGGGCCUGGUAGAAGUGAUGGUGACUGUGGAGCGCUGUCAGCUGUGGCGGUACAGCGUCUGGGACUGGGAGGAGCUACAGGAGAGAGGGCUGGGGUGGGAGGUUGAGGGGGGGCAGCCGCCCCCCGCCCUCCUCCUCCUCUACGUGUCAGACACCCAGGCAGCCGCUGUCCAAGAAGACCUGAGUGAGCUGUCAAUCAAACAGGCCUUAGACCCACCCACUGGUCAAGCCAGUCCCUUUCUCUUGCUCACUCUGUGUGACCCUCUGGAGGGGGUGGAGGGGGCUCUCCUUCGCUCCAUCCUCGACAUCAUCUGUCUCAACAACACCCCGCACGUCGACGCUACACGGCUCUGUGGCAGCUCUCCUGCCAACUGGGUUGUUGACCUCCACAGUCCCCUCCUGUCAUUGGAUGACAGUCUGGUGCUGGUCAGCAGAACUGGACUGGACCCGCAGCUACUCUCCCUACUGGGCCAUAACAGUGCCAAGCCUGGGACAGAGCCAGACCAGGACCAAGAACCAGAACAGGACAGAGACACACCUGGGCUGGAGCUGGACCCUCUGGACAGAGAGGUGGAGGGGGAGUCCCAGAUGCUACCAGACACAGAUACACAGAUGGAGGAGGAGCAGAGGGAGGGGAGUCCAGUCCAGCCCAGACCCGUGUACACAGUGUGUCACCACAGAACCAGAGGCUCCUACUCUGUGUCCCUGGGCCCCAAGCCUGGCUCCAACUGGACCCGGUACACACACCAGGGCCCCACACGCAGGUUGAUCCAGUUUCCUCCACCGCCUUCCAAAGGAGGGAUCACCGUGACAACAGAAGAUCUGGAGUGCCUUGACAAUGGCCAGUUCCUGAAUGAUGUCAUCAUCGAUUUCUACCUCAAGUAUCUGCUCCUGGAGAGGGCUCCACAGGAUGUGGCUGAUCGCUCUCAUGUCUUCAGCAGCUUCUUCUACAAGCAGCUCACACGCAGAGACAACGCAAGUGAGGACAGCACCAGCAUCUCAGCACAGCAGCGGCGGCACCAGCGAGUGAAGACGUGGACACGACAUGUGGACAUCUUCAAGAAAGACUUCCUGUUUGUGCCUGUCAAUCAGGAAGCCCACUGGUACCUGGUGGUGAUCUGCUUCCCUGGCCUGGAGGAGCCCCAGUGUGAGGAGUGGCGCAGCCCAGCCUCGCGGAGGGGAACAGGGGGGGAGAAGCCAGGCAAGGCCCAGGCUGAAGAGGAGGCCUCCGGGUCUGAAAAGCUUAAUGGUGUCACUGAUGUUCCCCCUGGUCCCACCAACACUGACAACCAAGACAAACUGACACUUACAGAGAGUGUUGUCCAGGGUGACUCAGUACUCCAGCCCCCUCCUGGUCCUCCGGACUGCACUGAGAAGACCUGCCACAGAGAGAAUGUCUGUAAAAGACCCUGCAUUCUCAUCAUGGACUCCCUCAAGUUCUCCCUCCAUGAGCGUGUCUUCAAACUCUUACGGGAGUACCUGCAGUCAGAGUGGGAGGUGCGUCGGGGCUCUGUGCGUGAGUUCAGUUCUGAGCAGAUGAGAGGCUCCCACUGUAAAGUCCCUCUACAGGACAACAGCAGUGACUGCGGCCUAUACCUGCUGCAAUACGUUGAGAGUUUCCUGCAGGACCCCGUGGUGCACUUUGAGCUCCCCCUGCGCCUAGAACACUGGUUCCCACGGCAACAGGUGCGGAGGAAACGAGACGAAAUCAGGGACCUGGUGCUGAACCUGUACAGACACCAGAGGGGCACGGUGGGUAGUAUAGGAAACAUGGGAAAUGUAGGCAGUUAGGCACGGUAACCACCUUGGGAAUCUGCUCAUGCUGAGCAACCAGGAAAUUGACAUUUCAGCCAGUGAUAUGGAAAUAUGAUUUCUUAGACAAUAAGCGUAUGUAGUUGUUUCACCGGCCAGCAGGGCCGUUCAAACAUACAGUACAUGCAGAUGUCUCAUCAUGUCAACAAGAAAUUAGCCCCUAACAUCAGAUGUUGCUUUAAUGACAUAAAUCCAACUAAGGAUGGAUAUAAAAUACUUGCUGUAGUAGCUGUUGAGUUGCUGUAGCUCAGGUUCUUGUUUGAAGUUGGUGCAUUAAAGGGUCAUUCCACAGAAAUUCAACAGUUAAAACUGUUAUUUUUUUACCCUUUCAGUAGAAUGCCCCUUUAAAGAGUCUGUCCCCACUGCAUCUUCUAGAUAGAACCACAUACCACCACUAUAGCCUCAUUUAACACAAGAGAUCAGAUUCAACAGGGUCUCCCUUUUAUUCUUUUACCUGUUUUACGAUGAAUUCCCCCCCUCCCCCAUGUGAUUCUAUUGUAAAUGUUAUGUCAGUUUGAUUUUUAUAUGUGGAUUUUGUUUUAAAAUGUACAUUUUGAUGAAAACCUGUUUUGAAUAUAAAAUAUAAUAAAUGCAUUUGUAGUCGGAAUUACAA
Messenger RNA from Oncorhynchus mykiss (rainbow trout), 4289 nucleotides. It is a transcript of the gene senp7, whose product is annotated as SUMO specific peptidase 7. Lineage: Eukaryota; Metazoa; Chordata; Actinopteri; Salmoniformes; Salmonidae. The record is from RefSeq and is a predicted model, not a curated record. Gene Ontology annotation, cellular component: cytoplasm; nucleus. Gene Ontology annotation, molecular function: SUMO-specific endopeptidase activity. Gene Ontology annotation, biological process: protein desumoylation; proteolysis.